AUGCAGUUUCCCAUGGGCCCCGCCUGCAUCUUCUUGAGGAAAGGCAUCGCCGAGAAACAGCGGGAAAGACCCCUGGGACAAGAUGAGAUCGAAGAGCUUCGGGAAGCAUUUCUUGAGUUCGACAAGGACAGAGACGGGUUCAUCUCCUGUAAAGAUUUGGGGAAUCUCAUGAGGACGAUGGGUUACAUGCCCACAGAGAUGGAGCUCAUUGAACUGGGCCAGCAAAUCCGCAUGAACUUGGGUGGCCGUGUCGACUUUGAUGAUUUUGUGGAGCUGAUGACGCCCAAACUGCUAGCUGAAACAGCAGGGAUGAUCGGUGUCCAGGAGAUGAGAGAUGCCUUCAAGGAAUUUGACGCCAAUGGAGAUGGAGAGAUCACCCUCGGGGAGCUGCAGCAGGCCAUGCAGAGGCUCCUGGGAGAGAAGCUCACACCCCGUGAGAUCUCGGAGGUUGUGCAGGAGGCCGAUGUGAAUGGAGACGGUACCGUCGACUUUGAAGAGUUUGUGAAGAUGAUGUCUCGCUGA
Messenger RNA from Mustela erminea (ermine), 522 nucleotides. It is a transcript of the gene CABP5, whose product is annotated as calcium binding protein 5. The transcript is spliced from 6 exons. Gene Ontology annotation, molecular function: calcium ion binding. The coding region runs from base 1 to 522 and encodes 173 amino acids. The record is from RefSeq and is a predicted model, not a curated record. NCBI's taxonomy places the organism in Eukaryota, Metazoa, Chordata, Mammalia, Carnivora, Mustelidae.